AUUUUACUCCAUGAUCCCAUCAAGCAACAUUAUAAAAGAUCAAAUGAUGCAUUUUUUACACUUUCACCUACUGUUGCAUUUAUAUAUUUUAUAUAUCAUAAAAUAUUUCAAAAUAACUUGGAGAUAAUCAAUUUAGAUGUUGACAAUAGGUGGGACAAAUUUUCGGAAUCACCAGCUGCAAAAUCAAUUCUUAAAUCUGUGGAAUUUGUUAAAUACAUUUGGAAUUAUUUUUAUAUCGAGAUACCUUCCAUAAUUCAUGAUUACAGAACUUAUAAAGGAGAACGC
Molecule: messenger RNA, 285 nt
Organism: Racocetra persica
Lineage: Eukaryota; Fungi; Glomeromycota; Glomeromycetes; Diversisporales; Gigasporaceae
Source: the annotation of a GenBank genome assembly